This is a messenger RNA of Oryza sativa Japonica Group (Japanese rice), 1623 nucleotides long. Its product is annotated as serine carboxypeptidase-like 2. Gene Ontology annotation, biological process: secondary metabolic process; proteolysis. NCBI's taxonomy places the organism in Eukaryota, Viridiplantae, Streptophyta, Magnoliopsida, Poales, Poaceae. The record is from RefSeq and is a predicted model, not a curated record. Gene Ontology annotation, molecular function: acyltransferase activity, transferring groups other than amino-acyl groups; serine-type carboxypeptidase activity.
GGGGCCCCUGCUGCCCUGGCUCAUGCAUUUGCUAGCUAGCUCAUCGUCGAUACCAAUGGCGACUACCAGGGCCACAUCGACGCUGCUGCUGCUGCUGCUGCUGGUUUCGGCAACAUGGGCGGCAUCGGCGCCGACGACGAGUCGGGCGAGGAACGUGAUAACACACGUGAAGGGGUUCCAAGGGAGGCUGCCGUUCCACCUGGAGACGGGGUAUGUGGAGGUGGACAACACCAAUACCGUUGAGCUCUUCUACUACUUCAUCCAGUCGGAGCGCAGCCCCGCCGAUGACCCCCUCAUCCUCUGGAUCACCGGCGGCCCCGGCUGCUCCGCCCUCUCCGGCCUCCUCUUCGAGAUUGGCCCUCUCAAGUUUGACGUAGCUGGGUACACGGAAGGGUUCCCUCAAUUGUUCUACUUCCAAGAUUCCUGGACCAAGGUGAGCAACGUGAUAUUUCUGGACGCGCCGGUGGGGACGGGGUUCUCCUACGCCCGUGAGGAACAAGGGUACAACGUCACCCUCACACAGACGGGACAGCAGCUGGUGGUGUUCCUCACCAAAUGGCUGGGCGAUCACCCAGAGUUCGCCUCGAACCCUCUCUACAUCGGCGGCGACUCCUACUCCGGCUACACCGUCCCAGUGACGGCGCUCCAGAUCGCCAACGACGACGACGCCCGGGCGCGGCUGAACCUCAAGGGCUACCUGGUGGGCAACGCUGCCACGGACGUCAAGUACGACAGUGGGGGCAAGGUGCCCUUCAUGCACGGCAUGGGGCUCAUCUCCGACGAGAUGUACGAGGCCGCGCGGAGCAGCUGCCGUGGCGACUACGUGUCCACCCCGACCAACGCCGACUGCGCCAACGCGCUGCAGGCCAUCAGCAUGGCAACCUUCGCCAUCAACCCGGUGCACAUCCUGGAGCCCAUAUGCGGAUUCGCGCUGCGCGGGCGCGCGAUGCCUGAGACGACGAUGGACCAGCGCCUGCGCCUGGGCCUCCCCGUGGAGUGCAGGGACAACGGCUACCGGCUGUCGUACCUGUGGGCGGACGACCCGGAGGUGCGCGCCACGCUGGGCAUCCACGAGGGCUCCAUCGCCUCCUGGAGCCGCUGCACGGCGCUGCCGCUCUUCCGGCACGACGUGGACAGCGCCAUCCCCUACCACGCGGAGCUCACGCAGCGCGGCUACAGGGCGCUGGUGUACAACGGCGACCACGACCUGGACAUGACGUUCGUUGGCACGCAGCAGUGGAUCCGGACGCUGGGCUACAACGUGGUGACCGCCUGGAGGCCGUGGUACUCCAACCGCCAGGUUGCCGGCUUCACCACCGUCUACGACCACAACCUCACCUUCGCCACCGUCAAGGGCGGUGGCCACACCGCCCCGGAGUACCGCCCCAAGGAGUGCCUCGACAUGCUCGACAGAUGGACCUCUCCGGCCGGCGAGCUCUGAAUUACUUUACUAUACUAAUUCAUCACCGUCCGUAUAUAUGUCCGUUUAUGGGAAAUCUUACCCCCUUCAUAAUUUAUCUACUUAUCUUUUAUCAUGUCUUAUCUUUCUCUUUUCUUAGCCUAUACUACACACACUUACUUACAAAAUUCGGAGCAUUUGUGUGGUCUGUCGUUCUUUUCCCA